Molecule: messenger RNA, 804 nt
Organism: Aphanomyces invadans
Lineage: Eukaryota; Oomycota; Saprolegniomycetes; Saprolegniales; Verrucalvaceae
Exons: 1
Coding region: 26-727 (233 amino acids)
Source: RefSeq, a predicted model, not a curated record
CACGAGGGAAACACUGGAGCGAGCCAUGAGCCGAGCAAGUACCCCAGUACGCGGCAUCUUGCGGACUGCCGAGUCUAAGGCUGAACAACGCACAAGCUCUACAUCUUUGCUUGUAUCGUCUAAGCAUGCUUUCGAGACGUCCACCCCUAAGUGGCAUCGGCGUGAGAGUGUGGGUGGUACCUCAGCGUUAGAAUGUCUCUCCUCGCCGCGACGAGUCACCUUCUCGCCGUACGUUCCGAAUCCUCGGCCGAAAUUGUCCAAGGUGGCGAAAGCACCCGUGUUGCGUGAAUCGGCCUUGGAAGGUGAUGCCACGGACGCAUCGGAGAAAGAAGUUGUCAAGCAACUUCGUCGACUGCGCAUGCGCUACGCCAUAGCCAAACGCAAGUCCCUGGCCACUCGCAUCCGUCACCGCCUCGUGUCGCUAUGGACCGGUGAUUUGCCAGUCAAACUCCCACCAGAGACUACGAUUCCCACAGUAUCGUCAACACCAACCUUGCCAGAUUUAUGGGCCAUUGACCGGGCAUACAUCGAACGGCAGAAUCGCCUCAUGACUGCGCGCCUUCAUGCAAGGCACACCCCAUUCCGAGUACCAGUCGAGUCGAAGAAAAUCAAGCUAAAAUACCAAGGUGCCUUUGACGCGCUUGUGGCUCCUGUAAACAUUCACACGAUUGAUGCUGCCGAUGUCCUCCUCGCCGAUGAACUGCCAGGCGUCCGCCGUCGCCGUUGAGGCAAUCCCAACUUUGAACAAGGAUCAUAUAUUCACAUCGUAAGUUGCAAUGUAACGCGGCAUGCGGUGUCCGACGA